Molecule: messenger RNA, 1461 nt
Organism: Rosa chinensis
Lineage: Eukaryota; Viridiplantae; Streptophyta; Magnoliopsida; Rosales; Rosaceae
Product: traB domain-containing protein
Exons: 9
Coding region: 16-1227 (403 amino acids)
Source: RefSeq, a predicted model, not a curated record
GGUCAAGAUCGAGAAAUGGAUGGCUCUUGGAUUUCUAUGAAUCGCUGGACUCGACUCUACUCGCUCACUUCUCCCCUUAACGCCCUUGCUUUCGCUCCUCGAUCGCGAAAAGCACAAUUCUUGACCCUACGAAACCGAAGAUUUACGGCAUCUGCCACCGCCGGCGGUCACGACCUGCUACGGCGCCCGAUGGACCCGGGAUCAUCGACCGUGCCCGACCCGAAUUCGGCCGAGGAUUUCGUCCACGUCGAGAAUUCCCUGUCGGAUAGCAUCGUCAAUGUGGAGGUGCCUAGAGAGGAGGAGGACGACGGCGACGUCGUUUCGACCAGCGCUGCCGCGGCGGAGGAGGACGACCGGGGGAGGAAGGUCCUCCCGGAGGAUCUCUCCCGGAGCGUGGUGGUGCUGACGUGUGAGUCCUCCGCCGAGGGCGGCGUUUGCGACGUGCACCUCGUCGGAACGGCGCAUGUUUCGGUGGAAUCAUGCAGAGAAGUCGAAGCAGUGAUAAGUUUUUUGAAACCAGAGGUUGUUUUCUUGGAGUUAUGCUCCAGCAGAGUAGCGGUACUUAGUCCUCAGAACUUGAAGGUUCCUACAGCGAGAGAAAUGAUAGAUAUGUGGAAGAAGAAUCACAAUGUCUUUGGAAUUGUUUACAGCUGGUUCCUUGCCAAGGUUGCAAGUAAGCUUGAGGUGUUUCCUGGUGCUGAGUUUCGUGUAGCACAUGACGAGGCGAUGAAGUAUGGGGGUAAGGUGGUACUUGGUGAUCGUCCAGUGCAGAUUACUUUGCGAAGGACAUGGGCAAAAAUGCCACUUUGGCAUAAGAUAAAACUAAUCUACUCCAUACUCUUUCAAGCGGUCUUUUUACCCGAACCCGAAGAUCUUAAUAAAAUGCUAAAGGAAAUGGAUGAUGUUGACAUGCUGACCCUUGUGAUUCAAGAGAUGAGUAAGGAGUUCCCAACUCUAAUGGAAACGCUUGUACAUGAACGAGAUCAGUACAUGUCGUCCACAUUACUAAGCUUUGCCCGGGAGCAUAAGUCAGUAGUUGCAGUGGUAGGGAAGGGGCACCUCCGAGGAAUUAAUAAGCACUGGAAGCAGCCUGUUGUGCUGACGGAUCUUAUGGAAAUUCCUUCACAAAAGACCGGUAUUUCCACAGUCAAAGUUCUUAAAUCUUUUGGUGUAGUUGUUGCUGGGGCCGCCAUAAUAUCUGGAAUAUAUCUUGCAUCUAAGAAAUGAGCUCAAAGUUACUUAGCUAUUUGGCGAAAGGGAUAGUUGAUGAUCCGAAUGAGGAUGCUAGAGGCUUAGUGUAUAACAUUUGGUUAUUUGUUCUAUUGUAGUUAAAUUGAGUGCAUAAAAAAAUCCAAGGAAAAACGUUUUGAUGAGUAAUUACUAGGUGUUGGAAGUUUUCAUCUUCAAUUGGUUCAUAACUUUAAAUUAUCAAAAAUUAGAAAUUCAAUUUUCUUUUUGUUA